CCACGAAAGGAUCCCUUCUUGUUCCGAAGUUCAUUUGAAAACAGUGCUGGAAAAACCCCGAACCGUUGGUGAUGGGAUGCUGCUUGGAUAUUAAAUUUCACGGGUACUUCAUCGGUGUGCUGGCCGGUCUGCUGGAACUGAUCUCGCUCAGUAUUUCGGCCUACACGCAGCUGCUGGAUGACGACGAUCCGAAUCAUUCCGAGUUGCCGAAAGAUUUGCUGGAUUUGGUAAGCUGCUCGAUCGUGGACUACAUCGGCGAUAUACUGAUCCUCAUAGCCGUUGGAAUGUUGAUUUACGGAAUCUACAAGGAAAAUCGAUACUUCAUAAUUCCAUUCACGUUCGCCAUCUGCUUCGACUGGGUGUCCUAUCUGGUGCACAACAUCGACCGCGGAAUGCCCUACCACGUGUGGAUGCUGACCACGGCUUUCUUCGUUUACGUCUUUGUGGCAAUGCUCAGCCUGUUUAUACUGUUCGGAACGAAAAUCAAAACCACCAAAACCACACAGUUUGUCAAGUUUCACAGUCAGUUGGUGUGAUCCAUUGGAUAAUCGGUACCAAAGUUUAUCAACCAGUGCUAGUUCUAAGUCUUCUGUCAUUAUAAGCCAAAUUGUAUGUAAUUAAUUUAUUUUCAUUAAAGUAAGUGUUGAAUGAUCGGUAGUUUUUGGUUUUAUUUGUA
This is a messenger RNA of Malaya genurostris, 676 nucleotides long. RefSeq lists its product as uncharacterized. The transcript has 4 exons. NCBI's taxonomy places the organism in Eukaryota, Metazoa, Arthropoda, Insecta, Diptera, Culicidae. Bases 72 to 536 code for a protein of 154 amino acids. The record is from RefSeq and is a predicted model, not a curated record.